This is a messenger RNA of Diachasma alloeum, 6905 nucleotides long. Its product is annotated as diacylglycerol kinase theta. Gene Ontology annotation, molecular function: ATP-dependent diacylglycerol kinase activity; nucleic acid binding. The record is from RefSeq and is a predicted model, not a curated record. The transcript has 16 exons. Bases 1712 to 4489 code for a protein of 925 amino acids. Gene Ontology annotation, biological process: diacylglycerol metabolic process; lipid phosphorylation; intracellular signal transduction. Lineage: Eukaryota; Metazoa; Arthropoda; Insecta; Hymenoptera; Braconidae.
GUCAAUGUAAUUCAGUCACAUUAAACCGACAAGAAAAAUAAAAGUGAAUAAUUGAACGUGUCUUAGAAUAUAAUGCAGUCAACUGACAAGUGAUAUAUUAUACCAGUGAUCAGACAUCGCGUGCAAAUACAAAUCAAUAGAGUGUAUGAUUAUAAAUUGGAUAAGAAUUGUAUAUGAACAAGAAAUGAAACCCUAGAAAAUUUUCAAACUCUCUCUCUUUGUCUCUGAUCGAUAAAAUAAAAUAUUUUUUUUUAUCAAACAUCAGCAAUAAAAACCUAGCAUCUCGAUUACUCGAUAAUGUAUGAGAAUCAUCGAGUACAUCGAGGGUGUAAAAAAUCCACAGCAACGAAAGCCCAAAGUUCAUCAUUACAAUUAAUCAGCAAUUAUCUUGACAAAGACAAUUCAUCGAUUACAUUGUGACAAAACUAACAAGUGAAAGGAAAAUUCAUUUAUCGGUGUAACAAAUAGCAAAACAAAAACUAAAUCGUUUAUAUCUUAUGGGUAAAAAAUAUAGACGCCGCGGGAAAUGAUGCGCCAGGGUAAAACUGUGAACGGCGUCGGCGCGUGGGCAAACGAGUACGUGUGUGACGUCUUGGGUAAGUCGCGUUGGGCGCUGGAGGAGUGUUAAGAACAGUCCGAGGACAUACACUUGUAUAUUUUUUUUUUCUCCCCUGUGGUGUUAAUCAAAUAGUGGUAGUGGUAAAGAAGCUUGCUUUUGAGUGAUAGUGAUUUUAUUUUUCCUUUGAAUAUAAUGAUAUAUUAAUCAGUCAUUGCGCGGGUUAAUAGUCUUGCAGUAGUUGGGGGGCUGUGUGAGCCCACAAAAAUCUAUGAAAAACAUCUACAGGCAAAUAAUAAGGAUUGAAUCCAAUGUCGAUUGACAAGAAAUAAAAGAUCAGAGAGUGGGUAAAAAGGGUGGAUGGAGAGCCGUUUAUAAACAUAAAAAAGGGGACGAAAAAAAAAAGUCAAUAUGAAUAGCGAGAAUAAAAAAAAAUGUACAGAUGAAGUGAGUAAUGAGUGAGAAAGAAUAAGGGAAAAAGAGGAAACAAAGUGAGCGUGCGCGCGCGCGCGCGCAAGCAAAUGUCCUUCGGGGUGGCCGGAGAGCUUUCGCAAGCUCGGUGAGAGCGGCAGAGGGGGAGAGGAGGUUUAUCGUGAUUGUGCGCCCCCUUUAAUUGAGCAUAGCACUAGGAGGAGAGCAGCACCAGCGAUAGCAGCAGCCGCAGCAGCAGCAGCAGCAGCAGCAGCAUUGGAGCAAGUGCGCUGCUUGGGUAUUGUUGAGGAAGCGCUCAUCAGUGCUGGUGAAGAGCAACCAAUGCAACAAGUCACCAAUUAUAAUACAUACUGAGAUACGCUCGGUAUAACGGAUGCGCGUACCGUGUCAUAAUAAUCCCACAACUUUAUUGAUAAAGUUGAAAUAAUAAUAGUAAUAAAUUCAGCAAUGAUUUGAAUGAUAUUGCUGAUCGCAAAUGUAAAAAGCGUCAACGACGACUAAAACUAAAAUAGUUAUGCUCAGCUGUGCAGUGAGAGGGAUAAGGCGAGCUUACGGAAAUGCGCCUUAGGCACGUUGAACUCGUUAAACGGGAGUGCCACUGGCCUCGAUAUGUACGCGUACGGUUUCGAGAUAACAUAGUCAUGUAAUGUUGUCACGCGGCGCACCCUGCGUAGCUUCACGGUGAAAAUCUGGCGUGAACGGCGCCGCGGUGGAACGGGGAACAUGGCGUCGGUCUCGACCGAGACACCGGUCAGCCACGGGCACAGCUUUCGACAGAAAACAUUUCACAAGCCUACGUACUGCCAUAGCUGCACCGACCUGCUCUGGGGCAUCAUAGGGCAGGGCUACAUCUGCGAAGUUUGCAACUUCGUGGUGCACGAACGCUGUCUCAAGGCCGUCGUGUCUCCCUGCUCCAGCAUCGCGGCAAGCCUCAUUAAGAAUCCGGUUGCACAUUGUUGGUCCGAACCGGUGCAUCACAAGAAAAAAUUUUGCAAUGUCUGUCGAAAACGUCUCGAGGAUACAUCUCCGUCCGUACACUGUGAGAUUUGCGAAUACUAUGUGCACACGGACUGUCAGGACUUUGCUGUUGCCGACUGUAAAGAGAAUGCUACGUACCUACCAGGGAAGGACUUGGCGUCGGUGAAGCAUACACAUCACUGGCGUGAAGGCAAUCUACCGAAUAAUUCAAAAUGCGCCGUUUGCAAAAAAAGUUGUUUCUCCGCAGAGUGCCUGGCUGGAUUUCGCUGCGAGUGGUGUGGCAUGACGUCGCAUCCUUGGUGUCAGAAGAGCAAGUUAAUGCGUCAAGAAUGUACAUUUGGCAAUUUGGAGCCAAUUUAUCUGCCACCGUAUGCAAUCAGUAUACCACGUACAGAAGUACCAAUGGAAGCAAUAAUUGGUGUACAAGUUCGCCGAAAAGAUAUUCUCACUCCACGCAGUAUAUCCGAGGAAUUCAGCAGCGGUGACACGAGGAAUCGAGAUAAUGAUGAGCCGACACAGUCAAGUAGUGCACACAGCAAAGAUCCGAGAUCUCCUAAAGAGAAGGAUGAUAAGGAAAGGGGCGAUGAAGAAAUGAUUAAAGUGUACGAUGGUAAUAUGUCUCUCAAGCAUAAAAUAUUCCGGGUUAUAUCGGUGUCCCGAUUAGCAACCACUGAGCAGGUUCUCACGUCAGCUCUUAGGGCGUUUCACAUUACAAAAGUACAUCCAAGUCUUUUUUAUCUCACCGAUUUGUAUGCCACCGAAGAGACACCACUAUGUGAUCCAAACCCAGUGUUAAAUUUAACUCGAAGAGAAGGUAAACGUCGUGCGGUAUUUUUGAGAUACAAGGAUGAGGAGUGCGGUGAAGUUCGGGUAUAUCCCGGUAAACUUCAGAUAGCGGAUCCAUUCUGUAUAAUUCCAGUUAAUGAUUCAACAACCGUAGCGGAUCUUAUUCAAGAGGCACUUCUACGAUUUGGUGUGAAGGACUUUAAUUGUGAGGAUUAUCGGUGCAGCGAAAUACUUUUAGAUCGUGGUGUAUCGGAAAAAGUAUUGGAACUUACGGAAAAACCAUGGGAUGCUGUCAAACAACUUGGCAAAGAUUCCAUUAGGCAGAUGGAACUCAUGAGAUUUUAUUUGCAAUUGAAACAGGAUCCACACGGCCCUAAUUUAGCCCUUUUUGUUGGUAAUCUGCCAGCAAAUGAGAAUGAAAAAAAUUAUGAAAAUAUACUCAUUGAAUUGUUGGGCCAAGAAAAUAAAUUCUCGUCGAUUGGACCGAUAUAUUACGAGUAUGGAUCCAUGGUAAUUAUAUAUGAAGAUGCUAAUAAAGCAGUAAGAGCAUUGUACCUGUUGCGAGAGUCACAGUAUGAGGAUAAACAUCUGUUAGUUAUGCUAUUGCCGAGUAUUGAACCGAGCAUGAUACCUCCGGGUGUACAGCCACUUCUUGUAUUUGUCAAUGUUAAAUCAGGUGGAUGCCAGGGAUUAGAGUUAAUUUCGAGUUUUCGUAAACUAUUAAAUCCCUAUCAAGUGUUUGACUUGGAUAAUGGUGGUCCACUACCUGGGUUGUACGUUUUUCGUCAUAUAAGACACUAUAAGAUAUUAGUUUGUGGUGGGGAUGGAACGAUAGGAUGGGUCUUGCAGUGCUUGGACAAUGUUGGUCAAGACAGUGAAUGUUCAUCGCCAGCAUGUGCUAUUGUGCCACUUGGCACAGGCAAUGAUCUCGCUCGUGUCCUUUGUUGGGGACCUGGCUAUACUGGUGGUGAGGAUCCCCUAAAUUUAUUGCGCGAUGUUAUUGAUGCUGAUGAAAUAAGACUCGACAGAUGGACAGUGGUUUUUCAUCCUCAAGCGGAGCAAGACGAUACUGGUGGAGCCGGAUCGAGUGAAGAUAAUUCUCAAAUAUUUGUCAUGAACAAUUACUUUGGCAUUGGUAUUGAUGCCGAUUUAUGUCUGGACUUUCACAAUGCCAGAGAAGAAAAUCCAAAUAAAUUCAAUAGUCGAUUGCGUAACAAAUCCGUAUAUGUUAAAAUGGGACUGAAGAAAAUGGUUGGACGAACCUGCAGAGAUUUGCAGAGAAAAAUACGUCUUGAGGUGGACGGUAAACUUGUUGAUUUACCACAAUUGGAGGGUAUUAUUAUACUCAAUAUAUUGAGCUGGGGCUCUGGUGCAAAACCAUGGGGAGACGAUAGAGAGGAACAAUUUCACAAGCCAAACCACUACGAUGGUAUGCUCGAGGUUGUGGGUGUCACCGGUGUUGCACACUUGGGUCAAAUACAAUCGGGAUUUCGUACCGCCAUGAGAAUAGCACAGGGAGGACAUAUAAAAAUUCACCUGAAUUCUGACAUACCAGUACAAGUGGAUGGUGAACCAUGGGUGCAAAGUCCUGGUGAUGUUGUUGUCCUUAAAUCUGCAUUGAAGGCCACGAUGCUGAAGAAGACCAAGGUUAAAAUGAAGCGACGAAAUACAGAGCCGAGCAUGCAACUAGCACUGCAAGCAGCUGCAUUGAAUGAUCCAGAUGCUGAGGUUUUCUGAGUGACAACAGGCAGAGAAUAAUGAAUAUAUGAGCCAAUACCGACGGCAAAUCGUCCAAUCUCAAAUGAAGUUUUGUCAAUUUCCAACUACACAUGGUGGAGAAAAUCACAAUAUUCUCUUAUUUAAAGAUAUCCAAGUGGGACGGUACCUACUGUCAUCCAAUGGAUGACAAAAAGCCACGUAUUCUACAUCACUGAGAUUCAUUGAAUUGAAGAAUAUAUCAAUUGUCAUUGGGUGAUAUGAUGAAAAUACUAUUGAACAUUUCUCAGAUUGGAAUUUUCAUUAAAUUUCGCCGCCUCAAUUUGAUUUAUUUUAUUUUUGUAAAAAUUGUCUGUAUAGCAAAUCGAUUUUAACUUUUCAACAAAUAGCUGCUAUUUUGCAUUGACAUAUUUGAUCGAAUAAAUUAAACCAAAAUAUAAUAUUGAAAACAGAUGAUUUUGAUAUUUUCUAGAUUAAAAAAGUUGAAAAAUGUAAUGCUUAGAACAUUAUUCCACUUGUUGAUCAAUUCAACUCCCUGGCAACUGAUUAUUCGCCACUGAAAAAUGACAAUAGUAUUUGAAAUGUUUAAAGAAUAUAAUAAGAGGAAACAAAAAUUCACAAAAAUGUGAAUGUCAAUAAAAUAAUAUUUUUAAAAAUGGCAAAUUGAUUAAGAAUUUUUUCAAGCAAAAAGUUGACAAAUUCAGUAAGAAUAGUAGCCACUUCCCUUCAGUGUUGAUGGGGGGAUUUUUUUGAAAUAAUUAUCAUUUUGUCUUAUUCAUCAUAUAUCGCAAUAUUACUGUAACAUGAAUGAAUAUUUUUUUAAACGACACUCGAAAGAUUGCCGCAUAAAAAGCCGAUAUCAAACAAUUGGUAUAAUUCAAAAUAAAAUCUGUUCAGACUUUACUACUCAGUGAGAAAGUAACAAUCGUCGCGGUGUAUACGCCGAUGAUAAUGCUUAUAAUGUUUCCUCUUUGUUUUGCAUUUAGGUUCAUAUUAUUUUGUUACUUUAUAGAGAAAAUAUUUAUGAAAAAAAAAAUAAAUAAAUAAAAAGCGAAUGAAGAACCUGUAAACUGUAAUGCACAUUACGUUUCGUAUGGUAUUUUACCAGUAAAAAAAUAUCUACAGAAAAAACUCGUGAUAUAUAUCGCGUAUCAUGAUAUAAAGAAAAAAGGAAAAAAAGAAAGGCAUCAAGUCGGUUGUUAUUGAUAUAUUAUUAUACAAAAAUAUUGACGAUUAAAUAUUAAUAUAUUUACAUACUAUUGUAUUAGUAUUACCUUUUUAAUUUGUCAUUGUUGUCAAAUCUGACUGCCGGGCAGUCUGGAAUUUACCAUAAUGAAAGAAAAAAGGAAAAUACAACCAGUCGCAGUCAGUUUUACUAAUGAACAAAUUCACGAAAAGUAAUUUCCGUAGAGAGGAAGAACACAUAUGAUGGACGAUGAAAGAUGAACGACCGCGGGCACGGCAUCUUUGCCAAUUCGUCUCUCGAUUUUGCCGAAAUGAAAUUUUUAAUUGAAAAUUGAAAAAACAAAAAUCAAUUAAUGAGUCAUGAGGUGGGUUGGCAAUGCCAAAACUAUUAAUUUAAUUGAAUUUAAAUUAAAAAAUGAAGAUAAAAGAAAAACAAUGAUAAUAGAAAUUCAGUUGGUCUCGAGCAAACUCUACCUAUAUGCGUAAGUUUGUUCGAGUCCCCUUGUUAGAAGAAACUUGAUACGGUGGUAAUAUGGAUAUGAUAAAAAAAUUUUUAAAAUAAAUAAAAAUGCCAAAAAGGUGAAAAUAAAAGACAAGGGUUUCAACGAGUCCACUCAUUCUAGUAAAUGAAAUGUUUCAUAAUAAUAAUUAUGAGACAUUAGUACGACUGAACUAAUGUGAAAUAUUACCCCAGGGUGAAUCUGCGGCACAGACACUUGUGAGUCAACCACAGAUUUUGAGGCACCAUUUGAGACUGUUUUGCGCGUCCAAGAUGUUGAAUUGGGGGGAAAAAAUGAAUAAAAAGAGAAUAAAAUGACAUUAUUUGAAAGAAUCUCCAGGCGACGGUUUUGUUUUGGCUGCAAUUGGAAUGCGUGUGGAUAUGUGUAUUUGGCAUCAUUAUUUGAUUCUAUGGGACAAUUAUCGGUGCCAAAAAAGAUGUACAUAACAAUAUUAUAAAAGAAAAAAAUAUGUAGAUUUGUAAGGUAUGCAGAGAGUGAGGAAUGAAUGAUCUUUGAAUUGAUAAAUAUUUGUUUUUGUUGGAUUUAAACUGCUGGGUGUUAGGAGUCAUCUACACGCGUCGAAUGUCGCAUGUUAACAAUGUUUAUUAUUCACUUCAGUGAUAAAGGGACUCAAGUGGGCUGUGUUGCGACGCUUGGGCCAACAAAAGUGAAAACAAGGUAAAAGUGAGUGCAAAGAGAACAAUUAUGCCUUCGUUAUAUGGGAGUGUGAACAAGAGAGAACGAGAGAGAGA